Messenger RNA from Bactrocera tryoni, 2604 nucleotides. RefSeq names its product reticulon-1-A (gene Rtnl1). The record is from RefSeq and is a predicted model, not a curated record. Bases 464 to 2356 code for a protein of 630 amino acids. NCBI's taxonomy places the organism in Eukaryota, Metazoa, Arthropoda, Insecta, Diptera, Tephritidae. The transcript has 7 exons.
ACGAACAUUUUCAGCUUUGUUUAAAUAAACAAUUUCAUUCAUUUAAGAAGUAUAGAGUGCCAAAACUGAGCGCUUUAGAUUUCACCUGCAUAAGAGUUUGUUCUUGAAAUUGCAACAACGCUGGGGCGAGUGAGCUGGAGAAAAAUUUAUACCGUGAGCUAGUAAGAAAAAACAAAUUGAUUUGCAGUGAAAAUAUAAAAAACUGAUUAAAGUGGCACGCACAGAAUUGUCUCAGUGUGUCAAAAACAAAACAAAUGAAGUAAAAUUGUGAUAAUUAGAAACAAUUCUGGAACGCAAAAGUCUGACUAAUAAGAAGGUAAAAAGUUUUCCAUUGGGGAAAAUUCGAAUAUCUACGUCUAAAAUCAAAAGAUUGGAGAAAAAAUUGAAUUGAUAGUUUGAAAGUAGUUAACGGCAAGCUGUUAGUGGUUUAAAUUGAAAUCAAUCCAAAUUUUAUUUAAACAAAAUGGAUUUUAAUUUUGCCGAUUUAAAGAAGGAAGCAGCUGCUACGGCAGAGGAUGUGUUUUCUCAUACUGCAGAUGCAGCUAAGCAAGCAACAAAUGCAACAUAUGAUUUGUUAAGUGGAGGCGGUGGACGUGCUUCGACGGGCGCACAAGAUGAUAACUCACACACAGAACACUACUUCGCCAACGAGCAAAAGGACAUUGAUUUUGAACAUGUUGACCCUCAAGCAUUCGUACAGCGUAUGUCUGCCGGUGCAAAGGAAGCGCAGGAGCAGUUAGAUGCCAAGUUCGCACAACACACUAACGAUUUUGAUGAUUUUCUGACCAAUGCAUCCAAGGAUUUACACUCCUUUGGAUCACAACUGCAGCAAGAUACGAAGCAGGGCGUACACGAUUUUAUGAACGCUGAACGUGGGUUAUUUAGUGGUGCCGGUGACAUAAACAAACAAACCGUUGAGGUAUCAGCACCUACAACAGUUCCGGUUAUACCAAACAAACCUGCUGAACAUGCUGUUAAUGAAGCUGAUUUGCUAAAUUUCAGUGUCGGCGAUGCGGCUGAAAAACAUGCUCCAUUGCAACCAUUCGAAGAAGAUUUUGAGACACACUUUGCACCAACUGCACCAGCAGCUCCUGCAUCAACAACUACAACGCUAUAUGAUGAUGAUCUUGUAAUUGGAAAACCUUCGAAUUCUGCAUCGGCUUCCAACAAAGAUUCAGAUACGGAUUCGCCUUCUUUGUCAUGCAAUCCGUCGCCGGCAAAGAAGAAUCCAGUAACUGCUGCAUUAAAAGAACAGGAUAAUGACAAAUUUAUAUCUUCUGAAGAUUUGCUUGGUGAUUUCAAAGACGAGCGUACUUCAACGCCAGACUUUCAAGUUAAACCAGAAAUGACUAAACCGGCAAUUGAAGUUAAAACCACACCCGUCUCAGUGCCUGUCACUGAUUUAGACGCGGAAGAGGAAGCCACAUCACUAUUUUCUCAACCCAAACACUCACAAGUCGAGGAAAUUAAAGAAACUGGCAACACUAGUACAUUUUCAGCAACUUUACCCGUAGCAAGUGCUACAGCUGCAGCUGCACCUAAGCCAGCCGCAGUUAGUGAGAACAUCGCUGCUAAGCCGCUCGCUCCGACAACAAGCAACAAAGAUACAACUGAAGUAGUCAAACCUAAAACAGCGCCGCCAGUUCCUCCAAAGGAGAACAAACCAUCCCAUCAACAGUUGGAUCAACCAAAGAUUGUCUCCGUCGAAGAAAUAUUCUACAAAUAUGGAUUGGAUGCCUGGUUCAAGCCGGAACGCUUACAUCCACGUGUGGAAUCCCUGAUCUACUGGCGAGAUGUUAAGAAAUCUGGCAUUACCUUCGGUGCUGGUCUUGUCACCCUGCUCGCCAUCUCAUGCUUCUCCGUCAUUAGCGUUUUCGCCUACCUGUCAUUGCUAACAUUAGCUGGUACAGUGGCGUUCAGGAUUUACAAAUCUGUUUUGCAGGCCAUACAGAAGACACCAGAGGGACAUCCCUUCAAAGAAUACCUCGACAUCGAUUUGACUCUGUCGCAAGAGAAGGUCCAAAAUAUUGCCGGCGUCGCUGUUGCACAUGUGAAUGGUUUCGUUGCUGAAUUGCGACGACUUUUCCUCGUGGAAGAUUUGGUUGACUCAAUUAAAUUCGGUGUUAUUCUGUGGGUUUUGACUUACAUUGGCGGUUGGUUCAACGGCAUGACUCUGGUCAUCUUAGCCUUCGUUUCUCUCUUCACCUUGCCAAAGGUGUACGAAAACAACAAACAAUCAAUCGACACAUACUUGGAUUUGGUACGAAGCAAAUUGACAGAAAUCACAGACAAAAUUAAGGCCGCCAUUCCAAUUGGCAAGAAACCAAUUGCUGCUGAAUCAGACAAGGACAAGUAAAGCGCAUAAAUUUGCGAAAUAUUAGCAGCAGCAAUUUUAAUAUUGUCAAUGCAAUUACUAAAACUUAAGAAGCAACAACUUAAGAACUUUAAAUAGAUGGCGGCGCAUACACACACACUCACACAAUAUAUACAUACAGCAAAACAACAAUAAGAACUCAUUAUGAAAAUUCUACAAGCAAGCAGAGAAGAUGUGUGAACGCCGACAAAGUAGAGAAUAAUUAAAAUUAAUGCAUUCACAGUCUAUAA